AAAACACACAAAAGCUAUUAACUCCAGCUCAACAUAUAAUGGAAUUUACAUGCAGAAGCAAAUACUCAUUUAUCACAUAACGCGCAAUCCUAUUAGGGAAAAAACCGGAAAUCAUCCCUAAUACCUAUUGAUUGGUAGGGCAAGGAUAAAUAAAGAGUGAUCCUGUUGUCGCACUGCAUCAGGUCAAGGUGAUAUCUGAAAUUGGGAACAAAAGGGCUAAAUGCCCCAAGAAACGAGCUCGGAAAGCCAGAAAGACCGGCGGCCUUCCCUAAGUAACACCGCACAUAGCAAACCCUCAAGCCUCAAAUUGAUGACAUCCCACUUCGGGUCGACUGCUUAUUUGCUGAGGGAAAUAAAUAUCGCAUUAAUGAGCAACAGGCUUUCAGGCGUUUUCUCAACGGCCUUUGGGCUCUAAAUCUGGAUUCACAUCGUCUGAUCCACAAGGCUGGAAAAGCCAGCAUCAAUGAAACUCCCAUCUCCCACAUUGGCCCUAGAGAGCCGCAUGCGCCCCCUUAUUGAUAUCGAACGAAGGGUUUUGCGUGGGAACUUAGAAUGGCCGAUAUCCGCCGUCAAAUGAGCGUCGCGAGCGUCCAGUCUAAACGUCCAUGUGGUCUUGAGCGGUUCUGACCCGAAAAAUGGCUCGCUUUGUGGGUGUUUAUUUCCAGUUUUUCGCCCUAUGCAUUUCACUAUCAAGCCUGGUAGAUUCGAUCGACCUUGCCAACAAAGGAACCACAAGACCUCGACUGAAAGCCACAGUGGCCCCGCAAGUAAGCGCCCUCAAUGUGACGACGAAAUCGCCGAAAGAAGACAGUGGAGUGGCCAUAUACAGAGUGAUCAAUCGGAAAACUGACACCACCUGCAUUCUGUUGAAGACUGAUGCCGUCGUGGAGGUGAAAUUCAAGCUGCAUGGCAUAGAAACGCAAGCAGAUUCGUUCAUUCCAGAAGACGCCAUGGUGGUAGGGGAGUGCGAUCAAGAAGAAUCAGUCGUCAUGACCAUUGUCUGGCCUGGCUACAGUAUUACAAUGGCUUUUGCCAAGACCCCCGGGGGCGAGGUUUGGUUCUUGAAGAACGUGGCCUUGACUGCCAGUGUCGACAUUCCUCAGUUCCAUGGAAUAAAAACGCGAGAUAAAACCUUGCGAUUGUACAACGAAAGCACGCUUGUGCCUACGCCGGUAGGCAAAUCGUAUCUUUGCGAAGAAGUGGACAUUAAUUUGAAAACCGACCCGGCUGAUCAUCCUCCGAAGGAUGUCUAUGGAACCCUGUUACUUAGAAUGCUUCAAGUGCAAGCCUUCAUGUACAAGAGCGAAAACUUCUCCACAUCCUUUCAGUGCAAAAACGUUCGAGGAUUCAGAAGUGAAACUACCCCUAUCGCUGUGGGUUCCACCCUGGCAAUAGUAGCCUUGGCUAUAAUAGCGGGAUAUGGCGCUUUUCGGUACUUCAAAGUGAAGAACGUCCAAUACAACACCAUGGAAUAGGGGAUGGGUUCCAAUAGGUUCCGCAUAGCAAUACCAUUAGUAGCAAUAGUAAGAUACUUCAAUUGCUGAUUUUUCAAACUCCGCCGACCAAUCGAUUUCUUCGCUACUUUUUCUCUUCCACUGAAUCCAACUUUUAUUGAAACAUAUUUUUUGCAGAACGAAUGGUUGCUAUUUUUUUAACAAAAAAGUAUUUUAGCGAAUAAGUAAAAAAGCGUUAAUGACGAGUUAAUGAGUAUUUGUGACUAUGAAGUAAUAUUCUAUAAUAGGUUAGAAAAAGUUUUAACUUUUCAACUCUCUUGUGAGAUAAAUGCAACUUUAAAUCUUUUUUGAUUUUAUCAAUUUGCCUUUUCAGGGCGCAAUUUUAUUCACAUUGCAUAAGGGCACUUUACAAUAAAUUUCGCACUUUCUAGUGUUAUUUUAAGCUACACAAGCUCGAGCUAACGAGGUUGAAAUCUGGUUAUACCGGAAGAAUCAUUUAUGCGGAUUGAGGAUGGAGUGAAGUGAACACUUCUUGUAAAUCUGUAGGUACUUGGCUGUAAUUGUGUCAAUGAAUACCUAUAUAUUAUAAUUAAUUAACUCAGUUAUUUGUAUUGGAAACAACUAAGUAUAAAUAUGACAUUUAUGUGAUAUUCCCAUUCAGUUUUCAUGGGCAAUGAAUGGUAUUAACGAGCACGCGUUUUCUUACUUACAUUUAUAUAUAAAGUGCUUCGACGUUGUGAUUAUAGGGGAAGCUCGAUGAAAUUGCAACAUUUUUGUCAUACGCCAUGGUCUGUCUUCCAUAAAAGUUAAUUACGUAGUCUAGUUACGGGAGUAUUUAACACUAAUUUUAAUGAAUAAUAAACAACGUUAUGUAUUAGAAAUUAAUUACACCACAUACCUAGAACAUUAGUUUUGUUCGAUCCUUAUUAUACAAUAUAAUACGGUACAUAUCGAAUGUAUAAGUACAUAGGGGGUAAAAGUCUUUAAGAAA
Messenger RNA from Dendroctonus ponderosae (mountain pine beetle), 2445 nucleotides. RefSeq lists its product as uncharacterized. The record is from RefSeq and is a predicted model, not a curated record. The coding region runs from base 636 to 1475 and encodes 279 amino acids. The transcript has 6 exons. Gene Ontology annotation, cellular component: membrane. Lineage: Eukaryota; Metazoa; Arthropoda; Insecta; Coleoptera; Curculionidae.